Molecule: messenger RNA, 2252 nt
Organism: Nycticebus coucang (slow loris)
Lineage: Eukaryota; Metazoa; Chordata; Mammalia; Primates; Lorisidae
Product: protein SDA1 homolog
Exons: 1
Coding region: 360-2132 (590 amino acids)
Biological process (GO): ribosomal large subunit export from nucleus; ribosomal large subunit biogenesis
Cellular component (GO): nucleolus
Source: RefSeq, a predicted model, not a curated record
UGGCUGCAUGGGUUUUCAUAGAACUCCUCGCCCGGAGCCAGUCUGCAGCCAACAUGUCCAGCAGAAACAACAACGAGCUGCCCAACAACCUGCCGCAGUUGCAGAAUCUUAUCAAGCGGGACCCACUGGCCUACAUCGAAGAGUUUCUACAGCAGUAUAAUCACUACAAAUCCAAUGUGGAGAUUUUCAAAUUACAACCAAAUAAGCCCAGCAAAGAUCUAGCAGAGUUGGUGAUGUUUAUGGCACAGAUUGGUCACUGCUAAUAUCUAAGUAAAUUUCCAGAAUAUCUAAGUAAAUUUCCUCAAGAGCUGAAAGAUCUUCUCUCCUAUAAUCACACUAUCCUGGAUCCAGAUCUUCGAAUGACAUUUUGCAAAGCUUUGAUCUUGCUGAGAAAUAAGAAUCUCAUCAAUCCAUCAAGUUUACUAGAGUUCUUCUUUGAACUUCUUCGUUGCCAUGAUAAGCUUCUGCAAAAGACUUUAUAUACACAUAUUGUGACUGAUAUCCAGAACAUAAAUGCAAAACACAAGAACAAUAAAGUGAAUAUAGUGUUGCAGAAUUUCAUGUAUACCAUGUUAAGAAACAGCAAUGCAACUGCUGCCAAGAUGUCUUUGGAUGUGAUGGUUGAACUCUAUUGGAGGAACAUCUGGAAUGAUGCCAAAACCGUGAAUGUUAUCACAACUGCAUGCUUCUGUAAGGUCACUAAGAUCCUAGUUGCUGCUUUGACAUUCUUCCUGGGGAAGGAUGAAGAUGAGAAACAGGACAGUGACUCGGAGUCUGAGGAUGAAGGACCAACAGUAAGAGACCUCCUGGUGCAGUAUGCAACAGGGAAGAAGAGUUCUAAGAACAAGAAGAGGAUGGAAAAGGCAAUGAAAGUCCUCAAGAAACAAAAGAAGAAGAAAAAAACAGAAGUGUUUAAUUUUUCAGCAAUUCACUUGAUUCAUGAUUCCCAAGAUUUUGCAGAAAAACUACUAAAGCAGCUCGAGAGCUCUAAGGAGAGGUUUGAAGUGAAGAUGAUGCUCAUGAACCUCAUCUCCAGAUUAGUAGGAAUUCAUGAGCUUUUCCUUUUCAACUUCUAUCCCUUUGUGCAAAGAUUUCUGCAGCCUCACCAAAGAGAAGUGACAAAGAUUCUCCAGUUUGCAGCACAAGCAUCUCAUCACCUGGUACCCCCAGAGAUCAUUCAUUCACUACUCAUGACUGUGGCCAACAAUUUUGUUACCGACAAGAACUCUGGGGAAGUCGUGACUGUAGGGAUCAAUGCUAUAAAAGAGAUAACAGCUCGAUGUCCUCUAGCCAUGACUGAGGAGCUUCUUCAAGACCUGGCUCAGUAUAAAACACACAAAGAUAAGAAUGUAAUGAUGUCUGCCAGAACUUUUAUUCAGCUCUUCAGAUCGCUAAAUCGUCAGAUGCUGCAGAAUAAAUUCCGGGGCAAGUCUACAGAGGCUUCCAAAGAAGCAAGAGUACAAGAAUAUGGAGAAUUAGAUGCUAAAGAUUACAUUCCAGGAGCAGAAAUUCUGGAAGUUGAGAAAGAAGAGAAUGCUGAAAAUGAUGAAGAUGGUUGGGAAAGUGCCAGUCUCAGUGAGGACCAGGAGGAGGCCGAUGAGGAAUGGGUUGAUGUGCACCACUCUUCUGAUGAAGAACAGCAAGAAAUUUCCAGGAAGCUGGACAGCAUGCCAGUGGAGGAGCGGAGAGCCAUAGCUGCAGCCGUCAGCACUAGUCGAGUUUUAACUCAGGAAGACUUCCAGAAAAUCCGCCUGGCCCAGAUGAGGAACAAGCUUGAUGCUGCCCCCAGGAAAUCCCCAAAGAGGAAAUAUAUUGACAUAGACAGCGAUGAGGAGACCAGGGGCGAAUUACUCUCUCUUCGGGACAUUGAACACCUUCAUAAAAAGCCAAAGUCUGAUAAGAAGACAAGAUUGGCAACUGCAAUGGCUGGAAAGACAGAUCGGAAAGAAUUUGCAAGGAAGAAAACAAAAAUAAAUCCAUUUUCCAGUUCCACAAAUAAAGAGAAGAAAAAACAGAACUUUAUGAUGAUGCGGUAUAGCCAGAAUGUCCAGUCAAAAAAUAAGCGUUCCUUCCGAGAAAAGCAGCUUGCUCUGCAAAAUGCACUUUUGAAAAAGAGAAAAAGAAUGAAGUAACUUCGAAGCAAAUUUCCAUUCCAAGGAGAAUGCUAAGUUUGUGUCGCUACUUUGAGAAUUAGUAAAUCAAGCAUGUUUGUUUACAUUAAACAGUACAGAAGCCUUUUGUUGUGAAAACCA